AUGAGGAGGAAAGGAGGGAAAAGGAGAGAAAAAAAGAAAUGCAUUGAAGAAGCUCGAAAACAACAGACACGACCUAUGGAAAGAAAGCACGCCAACAAUGACAAAGAAGCUCAUCCAGAAGCUCAUGAUAAUAAGGAGCGACAGAAGAAUUUGGCUGAAGCGGUGAAAAUCCCAGUAAAAGUUGAUGAAAUGACAGGCCUUGGAGGAAAGGCCACUAACAGUCACAAUGAAAUGGUUGUGAUAACCGAUGAGAGGCCUGCAAUUUUUGGAUCUCAUUGUCAGGAAAAUAUCCCAAACAGUAUUGAGGAGUCAUACCAGCAGUUCUCAGCUCUCAAGAGAUCUCAGUCAAUGCUUGAUCUGCAGGAUGUGACAGACUCAACUGCCAUGGUCACUCCCAGGGACAAGCGCAUGAAGAAUUAG
This is a messenger RNA of Miscanthus lutarioriparius, 420 nucleotides long. The record is from the annotation of a GenBank genome assembly. NCBI's taxonomy places the organism in Eukaryota, Viridiplantae, Streptophyta, Magnoliopsida, Poales, Poaceae.